AUGUCUUUACUAUCAACUAAAGCAUUUUCUAUUCUUAAAAAUGCAGUGACUUCUCCCUACAUUCGAGCAUUAUCAGUGACUAGUAAAUUAAAUAUAAAAGAACUACGUGAAUACAAAGAGGGAAAUAAAUUAAUUAUUGAAGGUGUAAGCUUGCCGUCACCGAGAUCAGAACUGUUAGUUAGAGCAGAGAAGAUUCCAGAUUUAUUACCGACCAAAGACAGUGAAAAAUCCUUGUGUUACAUGUGUAAAUUAGAUCUUGAUGUUAAACACACAGAUGUUCUGAUACUAAGCCAGUUCGUUCGCAGUGAUGGAUGUAUGUUACCGCGUCGAAUUACUGGAUUGUGUCGUAUGCAGCAGAAAAAAGUUGGCAAAAUGGUUACAAUGGCUCAAAAAGCAGGUCUUAUGAUUAACCUUACACCAUCUUUUUGCAAAAAAGACCCCAAAAAGAGGUAUGGUUAUAAAAAAUUUAAUACUUACUAUGACGAGAAGACCAUUUUUUGGAAGAGAAUUCCAAACCAAAAUGACAGGUUUAAGCGUUAA
Pieris macdunnoughi is the source of this 540-nucleotide messenger RNA. NCBI's taxonomy places the organism in Eukaryota, Metazoa, Arthropoda, Insecta, Lepidoptera, Pieridae. The record is from the annotation of a GenBank genome assembly.